Sitodiplosis mosellana (orange wheat blossom midge) is the source of this 919-nucleotide messenger RNA. RefSeq names its product eukaryotic translation initiation factor 3 subunit K (gene eIF3k). Gene Ontology annotation, biological process: regulation of translational initiation. The record is from RefSeq and is a predicted model, not a curated record. The transcript has 3 exons. Gene Ontology annotation, molecular function: ribosome binding; translation initiation factor activity. Lineage: Eukaryota; Metazoa; Arthropoda; Insecta; Diptera; Cecidomyiidae. Gene Ontology annotation, cellular component: eukaryotic translation initiation factor 3 complex; cytoplasm. The coding region runs from base 143 to 790 and encodes 215 amino acids.
GUGUGUGUUUGACAGCAAACCACGUCAAUUCCAUUUUAUAUCCAUAGAAAUUGUGUGAGUGUGCUUUCCUGCUAGCAGAUACAAUUUUGCAAUCAAUUCCAUUUGUUUAAUUACACAAGAAUUCAAAAAGAAAUUAAUCACAAUGGCAAACAAGAGUCCGCUUUCAAUCCAAGAUAUCCUUAAAUCUAUUGAAAGAUACAAUCCAGAGCAUUUGCCAACAUUGGAGAAUAAUGUGCGCGAACAGGCCAAAGGCAAUACUUACGAGUUGGAAGUGAAUUUGGCCGUGCUGAAAUCAUACCAAUUCGAUCCGACUCUCUUGAACUUGGAAAUCACAAACUUGAUCCUGCUCAAAGCACUCACCAAUUUGCCACACACUGAUUUUACGCUGUGCAAGUGUCUGUUGUUGCCCGCUCAAGUUGAAGAUCCAACCAUCAGCGAUAUCAUCGAAUUGGCCGACAUUCUGGAGAAAUGCGACUUUGAAUUGUUCUGGUCAAAGAUUUUAUCGACACCCGAUUUGAUUGUGAAUGUCAACGGUUUCUUCGAUUCCAUCCGGAAAUUCGUUUGUAAUGUCGUCAAUAUCACAUUCCAAACUAUCUCGGCCGAUUACUUGAAGCGAUUGCUCGGAGAUAUUAAUGGCAACGCAUUCAAUCACUGGGUGAAAAAGUACGGCUGGAAGGAUGAAGGUGAAACGAUUUUAAUCACAAAACAAGACGAAAACAUCAAGACGAAGAAUAUCACGGAGAAGAUUGCGUUCGAAAGUUUGAGCAACAUCAUGUCGAAAUGUUUGUAAAUGCAUCGUAGCAGCAUCCGCUAUUUCAGCUUCAAUUUAUUUUACUCUCUCUCUCUUUCAUAACAACAACAAUAAUAAAAAGUCCACCUGAUUUUUACCAGGUUCGAAAAAUCAGGAAAUAAAAAAGAA